GCAUCGAUAUGGACAUUCAAGCACAUUUACUCUCCUGGGCUAUUUUGUCUUUCCUCUCAGGUGUGACCAGUGUGAAGCUGCAAUGCUGCAUCAGAGGAGAAACCAUUUAUCUGCACAUACAGAACAACAGUAUAAAGUCUGUACAAUGGAAAUAUGGUGACAACGCUAUCGCUACUAGUAAAAUUAGCUAUAAAUUCUCAACUGAAGUUUUUCAAAAUUUUACACUUAAAAUGACUAACAUCCAGAAGAACUGGACUGGUGACAUUACUGCAUCUGGAUAUGAUUCAGAUGGGAAACAUGUGCUGACAGAGAAACAUCACUUGGUGGUGCUGGGUCACCCUGUGGUUGAAUUCCUCACUUGUACUCAUGGCACGUCUGUGUUGCACUGUGCUGAUGACAGUGGGGAAGAUACUCUGUACACAUGGACUGUCAGAGACGAUGUCCUGGGCGAGGAGAAGGUAUUCAGUACCAGCUGUAAAUAUAUUUCCGUGGAGGUUAUUUCAGGAAGCGUCCACUGCACAGUGCAAAAGAAGAGCUGCAGUGCACAGAGCGAACCUGUCAGUUUUAACUGUACAAAAACUCCCACUGCCUGGUGUCCGACUGCUCUGACCGGUGUCUCUGUCCUGAUACUGUGCCUGACUGUGGCUUGGAUCUCAUUCUGCUUUCUAAGAUGGUACAAGAAACACCGUUUAAGUGCCAAAUCAGAAAAUUCCAGUGUCUCACCAACUCCAGUUAAUGAAGAUAUUGUGUACAGUGAAGUCAGAGUUGCAAAGCAGUGCAGAUGAUUCAACUAACUUUAGUUCGACUACAGAAUCACAGUGUUCAGCUGAUUAAACCGUCUUAUAUAUCCUGCUGGUAAUCCAGGAUUUUUGGGAUGUGCUCCAGAGCCAUACGAUACUGAACAAUGGAUAUGUCUAUUGGAUCUGUCUCAAGCUGAGCUAUUAUUUCAACAUGAUUAAAUCAUAAACUAAUUUAAUACAGACUUUUUGCAGAAAGCUGGUAUAUAUAUAUAUAGAUAAAGGAAGGGAAACCAAGUGUCAGUUGAGUAGCGUUUCAGCUCUUCCUGGUUUAUAGGGACUACGAGGUCUGCAGCUUUGCCUCAGAGUAUGAACAUUGUUUUACCGACGUGAUUAAAGCUGGUAAUGACAGUGGAUGCUCCACAUAUAAAUGAUUGGAUUCCUCCCAGGCCAUUGAUAUUAAUUUGCACAUAUAAUUAUGUAAAUGUAUGCAUACAAUACAUAAAAACCCUUACAUUAUUAAACAAAAAAAUGUUUUGGACUGUCAGAGAUGGUGUCCUGGUUGAGGAGUGGGUGUUCAGUAACUGCAGUAAAUACAUUUCUGUGGAGACAAUAUCUGGAAGAGCUGCAGUAUUCAGAGUGAACAUAUCAAAGAGUCCUAAACAAGAUUGAUUAUUAAAGACCUUUAUGGGACAUGUGCAAUGGGAAUGCUUCCCUGUUUGCUAUUCUUGGUUAAAAGAAAACUACAGACAAUACUAAACAGUGUACAAAUAGAGAAUAUGCUUCUGAUAAAAGUGCAGUAACAGUGCCAUAAUGUCUAGAUACCACAAGUAUGACAAAUGGACGACUGAUAUAUUUUUAUAAAUUAUUUAAUUAAUACAGUGAAAACCGCUUGGUUAUAAGGAUCAACUGCUUAUAUGUAUCAAAAAGCUUGGGACAGAUUCAUCCUGUACAAAUACUGUAUAAAUAAUUUGCUUAUAUAAUCAAGUAAUUUGCUUCCAUUGUUUAUUUUGGGUCUUUUUAAACAGGACAACAUAUUGAAAAAGUAAGACUGCGAUUAUUCUUUUUUUCUUUACUUCAAUAGCGCUACUUUACCCGUCUGCUUCUAGCUGCUACCUGAGGCUAAUGCUGUGUGCACAGAAAACAUGACAGGAAAAAGAAAGUCAUUAUCUCUCAAUGACAAAUAUAGAUGCGUCAAAGCUUUUGAUAAACCGCCAAAAAUGAGCCACUGAGAUGCAGCAGUGAAACUACAAUAAGCGCUUUGAGACAAUGUAACGUUGUGAAAAUGUACUGUUUAAGUAAAACUCAAUUGAAUAUUUAUGUACAAUACUGUACUUUCCUAUAGCAUAUUUGAAUUAUUCACAUUUCAGUAAUUUAAUUUGUACAAUAUCAUUAUUUGAAAGGCAUUUGAAACAGCUGUACUGCAUUUUGAAAUAAAUCAUCAGUCAAUAAAAUUA
Molecule: messenger RNA, 2194 nt
Organism: Brienomyrus brachyistius
Lineage: Eukaryota; Metazoa; Chordata; Actinopteri; Osteoglossiformes; Mormyridae
Exons: 5
Coding region: 9-785 (258 amino acids)
Source: RefSeq, a predicted model, not a curated record